GAUAUAGCUUUAAAAUGCGAUGGAAACCUUGGAGCAGACGGCGUGUAAUUGAUUAGGAUGACGUUAAUUUGGCUCCAAAUUGUCUGCUAUAAUCGGAAAUAGCUGUAGAUCUUCGUUGACUUCUUCAGGCUCGGUAUGUCGGAUGAAGAUUCCCGUGCCAGCACCAGCUCUUCCUCCUCUUCAUCCUCAAAUCAUCACCAUCAGCAGCAACAACAGCAGGACAUCAACUCAUCCAAGAAACGGGAGAACAAAGCCAGCAUGAGCAAGACCUCCAAACUCCUCUCUACUAGUGCUAAAAGAAUUCAAAAGGAAUUGGCUGAUAUCACAUUGGAUCCGCCGCCAAACUGCAGCGCUGGUCCAAAAGGAGACAACAUCUAUGAGUGGAGGUCGACCAUCCUGGGCCCUCCAGGCUCUGUGUACGAGGGCGGAGUCUUUUUCCUGGACAUCGCCUUCACACCAGACUACCCCUUUAAACCGCCCAAGGUGACGUUUCGUACCAGGAUCUACCACUGUAACAUCAACAGUCAGGGAGUGAUCUGUUUGGACAUCCUGAAGGACAACUGGAGUCCUGCCCUCACCAUCUCCAAGGUCCUUCUGUCCAUUUGCUCCCUGCUCACUGACUGCAACCCUGCUGACCCUCUGGUUGGAAGCAUCGCCACACAGUACACAACAAACAGACCUGAACACGACAGGAUAGCCAAACAGUGGACCAAACGCUACGCCACAUAAUCACCCCAGGAGCUGCUGCUGGUUGGACGACUUGGGGAUGUGAGAGGGUUCGACUCGGGGACGGGGCAUGGCCCCCGGGGGGGGGGGGCAGGUAGGGGGGUGGGUGGAUUUUUAUCUGGGAAUUGAAGAAGUCUUAAUCCUGACAUUUUGUUGUUUCUUGUAUUUUUUAAGUUAUCUGCGGCCCAACUAUAAUCAAACCUGGCAAUAAUGCAUUACGUGUUUCCUCUUUGAACUUUUAGCUCGUGCUUGAAGAUGGACAUUAAUACUAAACUGCUAGAUGAAACGUGUCACAGCAUGAUUCCCAAUCGGUGUAAACUCUCACAUGUAUUCAGUUGCAGUUGGUGUUUGCUUCCCCCUCCAGACUCCCGCUCUUUGAAAAGGUGUUUUACACAUGUAGACAUGUUAAGCUAUGGAUGGAUAUUGGUUGUGAUUUGUGUUCUGUACUGAUAAAAAGCUGUUCUGUUUUUUCCCUUAAGAAUUAAACAUGACCAACCGAA
Messenger RNA from Cheilinus undulatus (humphead wrasse), 1226 nucleotides. RefSeq names its product ubiquitin-conjugating enzyme E2E 1 (gene ube2e1). NCBI's taxonomy places the organism in Eukaryota, Metazoa, Chordata, Actinopteri, Labriformes, Labridae. The record is from RefSeq and is a predicted model, not a curated record. The transcript has 6 exons. Gene Ontology annotation, molecular function: ubiquitin conjugating enzyme activity. Bases 136 to 729 code for a protein of 197 amino acids. Gene Ontology annotation, biological process: protein polyubiquitination. Gene Ontology annotation, cellular component: nucleus.